AUGAUGCUAUCCUUUUCUCAUCCAUCAAGGACGAAAGCUUGGCUUGGCACCACCAAAUUGAUGUUGAAGCUUAAAGAAGAAGUCACAGAUGUAGAAUAG
Spirodela intermedia is the source of this 99-nucleotide messenger RNA. The record is from the annotation of a GenBank genome assembly. Lineage: Eukaryota; Viridiplantae; Streptophyta; Magnoliopsida; Alismatales; Araceae.